Molecule: messenger RNA, 312 nt
Organism: Prorocentrum cordatum
Lineage: Eukaryota; Dinophyceae; Prorocentrales; Prorocentraceae
Source: the annotation of a GenBank genome assembly
GCGCCCGCCGAAGCCCCGGCGGCGGUGCCCGGCCCAGGCCAGCGGGAGCUUCGCUCGCCCCGCCCCGCCCGCCGCGGGGGCGCCGCGGCUCCCGCGGCGCCGCGGCUGACGGAGGCGUCGCUGGCCGCGGCGGGCGUCGGGCUCCCCAGCGCGGGGGCCAUCGAGAGCGAGCUGCGGAGCGUGUCGCCGAUUUCGACCCCCGGCGUGUUCCCGUGGCAGCAGCAGGCGGCGCAGCAGAAGCCGCCGAAGAAGAAGAGGAAGGCGGACGCCUCCCCAGGAGCCGAGAAGCGCCGACGCAGGAGGCAGAAGUGA